UGUUUUAUUACUCUAUAAAAUUCUGGUGUGAUCUGAAAGCUCCAAAUUACAACAUUAUCACACAACCACAUCAUUUUUCUUCUGCCCUCUUCCUUCCGCCUUGCCUCGCUAUUGUGGCCGCUUGUCCCCUUCCCCUUUUGCUUCCCGGCUGGUGACUUUGCUUUAUUCAGGGCAGUUCCACUUGAGCCAAAAUCCGUGAGCAUGGGUGCUGCUGCAGCCCUUGAAUAUCCUGUGUGAGAGCCAAAGGUGUUGGCAUUAUAGGACCAACUCUUUCCAGGCAAAAAUGCGUUGCUUUCAUCCUUCAGUGGCUCAUUCUGGAGAGACCCUAAAGAUGAGGUAAAAUGUGUGGAGAAGCUGAGCCCCCCAAACAGACAAGCAUAUUCCUUCGUGUCUAAGGCCUGGAGGACUCUGCAUUGCCAGAAUAAAGCCUUGUAGACACACGGCUCUAGAGUGUUGUAAGGGUGUGCAUUAUCUGACGUCCCUUUGUAUAUGCUCCUAUAGUUUCACACUGCCACAUAUGCCUCUGGCCUGGUGUCAAUAGUCUGCCCACCACCACUUGACAAUCCCUGCCAUGAGUGAUAGAGAACGGGCUUGCUGACUGCAGCACGCUGCGCCUCUGAGCUGAUAAUGUAACCAAAGCUACUUUUCCUGAAACGGUAGGCAGGCAGGACGCUUCUAAGCCCAGAAUAUUUCAGGUCCGAAGUGUUGUAAUAGGCUACUAAAUGGGGCGAAAUAGGAAGAGCCCUGAAGCGGCCCCUGGUGCCGCCCCGUGGCUCCUUGCAUAUCCCAGUAGGCGUUUGAUCCCAAUGUUAUAAAAGGUCACUCUGGACAUAGCAUAGACCAAUGUUGGUGAGGGAAAGAGCGGAGCUGCAGCCCCUGUCCCUCCAGUCCCAGUACCACACGGGGAGAGCUCAGGUCUUGCGCUCACAAAUCCCUGACUCUAUCCCAGCGCUGUUGCUUUUCUGCAUCUAUCUGCAUUUCAUUCUCAGGCUGCGGGUGCAAAUAAAGUCACUGCUGAUAAACGUGUACUGCAGCUCUUAGUCACAAAUGGGCAGAGAAGGAGGCAUAGCUUGCUUUUUACUGGUGCUGCUGUCCCGGUCAUCUCUUGAUUUCCCGAGUGUUUUUCUCCAGCAGAGAGCGAGAUUUGAAGGGUUUGAGAGCAAACAGGCAGCUGAGAGCUUUAUUAUUUUUCCACAGUACAAUGUGAGGCAUUUUUGCUGAUGUAAGGGUUAACAAAAAUAGUGUGGGUGAAAUAGGACCCUAAAAAAUAAAUAUGUAAAUAUCUGAGUGCAUUAAAAAAACCCUGUUUGCCCAGGGUAUGCACUCCGAUUUUAUUCUGGGCUCUUUGCGGUUGAUGGGUAAAUGCUAAAGGCAACAAAAGAUGAUGUUUGUGCAGACCCGGCUAAUCAGAGAUAGGGUGUGUGGGAGAUUCCGUGGGGAAUCCAAAGAUGCACUUAGUCCCAGUGGCUGGUUUUAAUCAAUAAUAUUGUACAUUCAGCUUCUGACCUGACUGCAGGGAGCAUCUGAGAAAUUACAUCACCUCUUUUCACGGUCUGCUGGCCAGCUAUGACUGCUGAAGUUUGAACCUUGUUGCUUGUGUCAGAGUGUGACCCUCUGGAAUAAAUAGAGGUGUUUCUUCAACCAGUUCCUCAGUCCAGUUCUGGGGCUGAGCCUGCUGUGAGGAUGCGAGUGCCGGCUGGGGUGGGGACUGGAGCCCCCACGCUCCCAUGGCUGCUACUGCUGGUGAUGGUCAUGUUUCAUUCCACCUACGGAGCCAUCCUGGAGGUGAAUGGGAACUUGAACUGUAGGUGCGUAAAGACAACUUCGGACUACAUUAGUCCAAAGAGAUACGAAAGCCUUGAGAUCAGACCCGUGGGCAGCACCUGCAGACGGACAGAGAUCAUAAUUAAAUUAAAAACCUCAGGGAAGGUGUGCGUGAAUCCUGAUGCCCCAUGGGUCAAGAAACUACUGAAGCGUAUUGCUAGCACGAAGAAAAAAUAAGUUUUCUGCUAAGGAAGCUGACGCUCAGAGCUCUGAGACAGGCACAGACGAUGCACAGGCAUGUAGACCUGGCCGCUCUUCUCUUUGCCCUUGCUUCCCCCUGUUCCUGAAAGCCCCAUGUCUGGCCCCAUUCUGGCCCCACCAGUGGCCGCUGCAAGGAGGGCAGCUCGCUACUGACCCCAGCCCUAUGGCAUGUUUGUGAGGUGGUUCCCCCCUGCAUUCAGUCCCUGGGUCAGCGUGAUUAUGAACCUUUCAUUUAUUUACUUGCCUUUAGACUGGGGAGAACUUCUCUGUCGGGAGCUACUCCUGUUUCUGUGAGAAUAACUUUGUGACCCCUCCAUGUGAAGCCCUCACCGAAAGAGUGUGUGUCUGGGUUUGUCAUUACACAACAUGGCAUGGCUGGUUCUGAGAGCUCAGGUCAAAUAAAAUUCAGGUUUUUUC
This is a messenger RNA of Cuculus canorus (common cuckoo), 2442 nucleotides long. RefSeq names its product interleukin-8. Gene Ontology annotation, cellular component: extracellular region. Gene Ontology annotation, biological process: inflammatory response; chemokine-mediated signaling pathway; cellular response to lipopolysaccharide. Lineage: Eukaryota; Metazoa; Chordata; Aves; Cuculiformes; Cuculidae. Gene Ontology annotation, molecular function: chemokine activity; CXCR chemokine receptor binding. The record is from RefSeq and is a predicted model, not a curated record. The transcript is spliced from 4 exons. Bases 1684 to 2001 code for a protein of 105 amino acids.